Molecule: messenger RNA, 703 nt
Organism: Cajanus cajan (pigeon pea)
Lineage: Eukaryota; Viridiplantae; Streptophyta; Magnoliopsida; Fabales; Fabaceae
Cellular component (GO): chloroplast thylakoid membrane
Source: RefSeq, a predicted model, not a curated record
AUCUUGAAUACAAUUUACUUGCUUGUGCUGUGUUUUAGAUAUUUGGGUGAGUGAACACUGAACAGAGAAGGAGCAGUUCCAACACACGUUCAAAUGUUGUUCUCCAAGCAGCUUCUUAGCUUCUACAAGCAGCCACCACCACUUCUUGUUCCACUUUCUAGACACAUUAAUGAAGGCAUUUUCAAGGAAAAUAGGUUCAUCAAAACCCCUUAUUCUUCUUCAUGUGGCAUAAUAGUUCAUGCAGUGAAGGAAGAUUCACAAUCACAGCAAUAUGAGGUAGACCCAGAAAAGGCCAGAGAAGCACUCAAAAAGCUUGAUGACCAAAUCCAGUCUCUCUCUAAUAAACAAGCCUCCACUUCAAAGCUAAGAGCUUCUGAAGUAAAGUUUCCCAAAGAAGAAGCCAUUGGCAAUGACAAGUUAGAAAUUUCUGAUUCGUUUCUUGCAACUUUAGCUGGUGGUCUGAUUCUCUUCACUAUAUUUUAUAAUGUGCUAUUUUAUAGUGUAAUUAAGCCAGCCAUCGAUGGUCCAUAACAUGUCCAUGGCUGGUGUGUAUACAUAGAAGAUAGAAGUAGUAGAAGGGAAUAAAGCAUAAACUUUUUAUAACAUAAGAACCUCGCUAUAUAUACAUGUGAAGAUUUGAACUGUAUCAUUUUUCUCACGACUAUAUACCAAGAUUCUGAAUUCUGAUGCCACUUGAAAUUAA